Xenopus laevis (African clawed frog) is the source of this 2783-nucleotide messenger RNA. RefSeq names its product provisional ortholog of tripartite motif containing 25 S homeolog. Gene Ontology annotation, biological process: antiviral innate immune response. The record is from RefSeq and is marked predicted. Lineage: Eukaryota; Metazoa; Chordata; Amphibia; Anura; Pipidae. Gene Ontology annotation, molecular function: zinc ion binding.
CUUCUCUGGGAGCUCUAGAGUUAACAGAACUGAAGAAGAAGCCACACCCUUAAAGCUGAAUAAAAAGACUUAGUUUUGUUUCUCUUUACUGGCAUUGAAAAUGGCUUCUGCUGGUCUAUACAAUGAGCUUACCUGCUCAAUAUGCCUGAGUAUCUACACAGAUCCUGUGAUGCUACCCUGUAAACAUCAUUUCUGUAAGGAAUGCAUUUCUACCACUCUGAACAGUCAGAGAAAGUCUGGACUUUACAGAUGCCCUGAAUGCAGAGCAGAGUUUAAAUAUUGGCCAUCUCUACAGAAAAACCUGAAGCUGAGUAACAUUGUAGAACAUUAUCUUUGUACCCAGCAAAAAGAGGAAAAAUCCAAAGUCUUUUGUACUUACUGCAUUAAAUCUCCAGUGCUUGCCGUGAAAACAUGUCUACAUUGUGAAGCCUCCUUGUGUGACAUGCACCUGAGAACCCACAGUAAGUCUGAGAAACAUGUUUUAAUUGAACCCACUGCCUCCAAGGCAGAAGCAAAUAAAUGUAUAAUCCAUAAUGAGCUCCUAAAGUACUUUUGCUCUCAAGAUUCUGCACUGAUCUGUUUGAACUGUUGUAAAGAGGGCAAACACCAGGGGCACAAGUUGGAACUGAUAAGCGAUGCAUUUGAGAAAAAGAAGACAACACUACUUGAUUUUCUAAAGAAGAUAAAUUCAAGAACAAUUGAAAAUGACAAACAACUGUGGAUGCUGCAGGAGCGCAAAAAGAGGGUGCAAGGCAAAGCAAGUGACAUGAAAGUAAGGGUGGCUGCACUGUUCACAGACCUGAGAGAAGAGGUCUUGGCAUUCGAAAAUAAAGUAAUAAAUGAAGUUGUAAGAGAAGAAGAAAAACUCUUGCGUCCCCUGGCAGAUCUAAUGCAGAAGUUGGAAAUGGAAACAGCUGAUCUGCAUGCAAAAAAAUGUUGUGUUGAAGAGUUAUGUAGUGUCACAGAACCUCUAACCCUCCUUAAGCAACCUGCCAUCAGAAGUGAUCUUGGAAAAAAACAUUUGGAGAAUGCAGAUGAUUUUGACGGACUAACCAUUGAGAUGACAUUGCAGAAAGGCCUCUCCAUACUGUCUAACGCUAUUCCCAGACUGAAAAAAUCAAAGGGCUUCUUUAUGGAAGACAACUCUGACAUGAUUCUGAAUGUUGACACGGCUGACCUUAACAUUGCUCUUUCAUCUGAUUUACGAAAUGCUGAUUACUGCCACAUAGAAAAGUCGCGCCCACAUCAUCCAGAGAGGUUUAUGACUCAACAAGUGUUAAGCAAAAAUAAAUUUUCAUCAGGAGAACAUUAUUGGGAAGUAAUAUGUGCCGAUACAGGAGACUGGUACAUAGGUGUGACAUAUAACAGUGUCAAGAGGAAAGGUGACAUGUCACACAUGGGAAGCAAUAACAAGUCUUGGUGCUUAAGCUGGUUGGAUCAAGAAUUUACAGCAGACCAUGAUAAUGUGUCAGAAGAUUUAUGUACAGAGCCAGACAAUUAUCAUUUUGGAAUAUAUCUGGACUGUGAGGGUGGGUGGUUGUCUUUUUAUGAAUUAUCUGACCCAGUCAAGCAUUUACAUACUUUCAAGGCAAAUUUCACAGAACCACUGCAUGCUGGCUUCUUUAUUGGGGACGGUAGCUGGAUACAUAUUGGGAAAUAAAGGGGAAAACGAUACUUAUAAAUCAGAUACAAGUUAGUUCUCUGCCGCAAGUUCAUAAGCGUUUGAUCAAAACUAUAUAGGGACAGUCACCAAAUCCAUUUCGAUAUAAUGGAAAAUAUUCAUAUGCUUUACCUAAAGCUUUACUUUAAAGGAGAAUGAUCCACUAUUAUCUGUUAAUGAUUCAAAAUGUGUGGCCAGAGCAUAAUACAGGUUUAGAAUCUGUAAUUCAGAAUGAUCAGGGCCUUGGGGUUCACGUAGAAUUCAAUGGGGGUUGUAUUUACAAAUGUAAGAUAUUUUUCGAUUUGAAUUUUCAACAUUUUUACACUAUUUGGCACUCAUUGAAAAUCUCAACCAUAUCACUGAGCACUGAGUUGCUGAUGUAUACUGAAAGAAUCUAACAGUUUUGCCCCAGAUUCUAUAACACAUUUCACAAUUAUUACCUUUAUCUUUUGCACUAUUACUGCUGAAAAGAGAAUCCCUACCCCCCUACUUUACAUAGUCCUCUCCCCAGCCUAGAUGUAAACUCCGGUAAUUGCUCUUUACUUACCUCUUUGCAAUUCAGUGGAGCUUAUUUGGCAUCCCCAAUUAAUUUUUUUUGCUUGUGGCGCCCCAACAGUUUUUAUAUUUAAAGUGUGGCUCGGGUAAAAAAGGUUGGGGACCCCUGAUCUAGACAGUGGUAUUCUAUUACAUCUGACAAGUGAUAUUAAAAAUAUCUUUACAUUGAACAUUUUUCUUUUCCGUUUUGCAGUUUGUCGUUAGAGGGUUGCUGUAUUACUCUGGCAACAAAUAGUUUGAAUGGCACAUUAGAAAAUGAGUAAGUGAAGGAUUAAUCUGCUUUCUAACCAUGUUUUCCAUCAGGAAUCUCGGGACCCUAUAGGACUGUCUGAACCCCCCUGUUCCUCACAGCCCCUAUCCCCCAAAUCUCUGCCCCUUUUGCACAGUCCCUCUUUUGAUUAAAAUCACAUACAAAUAUAAAGUAUAAUUAUUAAUAUUUUAUAUAUGACUACAUCUACAUGUUAUUAUAUAUUUAAAAACCUUAUACAAAUGAAUGAAGUUCAAAUUGUUGUAAUAAAUUGAGUGGUAUUUGUUCUUUAUUGUAAUAAAUAAAAAUUUGUUGAUUCGC